Molecule: messenger RNA, 1538 nt
Organism: Callithrix jacchus (white-tufted-ear marmoset)
Lineage: Eukaryota; Metazoa; Chordata; Mammalia; Primates; Cebidae
Gene: TMEM100
Product: transmembrane protein 100
Biological process (GO): cellular response to BMP stimulus
Cellular component (GO): plasma membrane
Source: RefSeq, a predicted model, not a curated record
GUGUGGUGAUUUGCAUCCCCCUAUCUGUGUUGCUGUUUGCAGGGCAGGCAGCUGUCUCAGUCUAACUCUAGCUGGGAAAGAAUAAACAACUCUGGUCCCUCUCCUUUUGUGACAAGUCAUCUGGUAUUGCUACAAAGCAAGGCUGCGGAGAGUGUGCUGUGCUAGAGGAGAGAAGAGACCCCUAACCUGUCAUUUUAUUGACAGCCGAGCUGUUAGAGGCUCUUUCCCAGAAGUUGGACAAAGAGGCUCAAGCGUUGCUGUUUCUUCCCUUCCAAGUCAAGUUGUUUCUUUGGUAAUGGAUUGCCUCUCUCGGAGCUUUCACCCUGGUGAGACUGUCCAGAUAUAGUCUGUAAAUCCAGCUUAGAGGCACUGUUGUAAAAAUGACUGAAGAACCCAUGAAGGAGAUCCUGGGAGCCCCAAAGUCUCAAAUGGUGGCAACGAUGGAGAAGAGCCCCAAGAGUGAAGUCGUGGUCACCACAGUCCCCCUGGUCAGUGAGAUUCAGUUGAUGGCUGCUACAGGGGGCACCGAGCUCUCCUGCUACCGCUGCAUCAUCCCCUUCGCCCUGGUUGUCUUCAUCGCUGGCGUCGUGGUCACCGCGGUGGCUUACAGCUUUAAUUCCCACGGCUCCAUCAUCUCCAUCUUUGGCCUGGUUGUUCUGUCAUCUGGACUUUUUUUACUAGCCUCCAGUGCCUUGUGCUGGAAACUAAGACAAAGGAGCAAGAAAGCCAAGAGACGGGAGAGUCAGACAGCUCUUGUGGCAAAUCAAAGAAGCUUGUUUGCUUGAGACUGAAUAGGCUACUCAGCCUAGAAAACCUGCUCUGACUUUGUCAACCAAUUCACCCUGAACCACCGUGGGAGAGAACAGACUUGGUGUUAGAACAGACUGGAAGAAUGGGGAUGGGAGGGUGGAGGGGCUUCUCCUUUGUGAGGAAUGACUCAUGUCUGAUUAAUGACAACCUUAACCCUAAGGGCUAUUUCUGAGACUGAAAAAUCAACUUUCUAUUUACAUUGAACAUUCUGGGGGUCAUGGGACUGCAUGGCAUUAGAUAGCGUUUGGUUCACCCUGUAAAGUAGCCAAGAAAAGAUGGGUAAAUAACAAGAUAGGCCUGGCACACUAGACAUUUGCCUUUAAAAGAAAUAACUCACACUCUUAAGAUGUAUCAUAAAAUUGUUCUGCCAAGGAUCUAAAUUGCCUUGGACUUUGUAUAUGUCUAUGAAAUUCUGUGAUUUGUUUUCAAUACAUUGAUUCACUGGCAUCUGUUUUUGUUUUUCACUUUUAAUAACUCAUCACUGGUGGUACUUUAUCUUGAAGAGUAAACUAAUAUAUUGUAUAUUUUACCAUUGGAUAGUUUUAGCCAGUUGUAAUGAUGUGUCAGAAGUAAAGAAGAACACAUUAAAGGCAUAGCUAAUAGAUGCUGUUGGGGGUUAAAUUAAUAUUAAAAUAAUCCAGUAGAGCACUUUUGACAAUUUUAUAUAAAAGUCAAGUAUACAUUUCAUUUAGAAUAAUAAAUACUUACUGCUGCUAAAACUUCUUAAA